AUGCCAGCUGCAAGUUCUUUUACUACUGGCGGUGGUGGUGGCGGAUUUAAUGGAAAUGGCGGAGGUGGAAUUCAAUCAGUUGUGAAUGUUUCUCCAUAUGGAGGGAUUUCAACUACUUUUACUGCUGGUGGUGGAGGAGGAGGAAGUGGAGCAGGAUUUCAAAGGGUAACAGGUCCUGGAGGAACUGUGGUAGUUGCAGCCGGUGGAGGAGGUGUUGGAAAUGGUUAUGGCUAUGGAUACGCAUGGGGAAGAAGAAUAUGA
Messenger RNA from Meloidogyne enterolobii, 261 nucleotides. The record is from the annotation of a GenBank genome assembly. NCBI's taxonomy places the organism in Eukaryota, Metazoa, Nematoda, Chromadorea, Rhabditida, Meloidogynidae.